UCUUUUAUUCUCCUACCCUACCCUACCUUUACUCUCCUCACUUUCUCUCACUAGAUGGCCAAAAUCAGACCAGUCAAACGCAACUUAGACUCCUACACCAUCAGUGACACCAACACAGUCGUCAAACCUGGAGAUAAUGUACUGUUGCGAUCACCCGAGAGCAAUACUACUCCUUAUGUGGCUAAGAUAAAGAAGAUCCAGAUAGACAAUGGAAAUGACGUGACAGUUCAGGUAAGGUGGUAUUACCGGCCGGGUGAUUCCAUCGGAGGUCGUAAACAAUUCCAUGGUGAGAAAGAACUGUUCUUGUCUGACCACUAUGACAUUCAGAGUGCGUACACGAUUCAAGGUAAGUGUAUGGUUCAUUCUUUGAAGAAUUACACCCAGCUAGAGAACGCUGGAGCUGAGGAUUACUAUUGUCGUUUUGAAUACAAAGCUGCAAACGGUCUUGUUUUACCUAGCCGCGUUGUAGUGUAUUGUAAAUGCAAAUUGCCCGAAAACCCCGACCUUCUGAUGGUGCAGUGUGAGGAAUGCAAAAACUGGUAA
This is a messenger RNA of Impatiens glandulifera, 543 nucleotides long. Its product is annotated as chromatin remodeling protein EBS-like. Gene Ontology annotation, molecular function: chromatin binding. The record is from RefSeq and is a predicted model, not a curated record. The coding region runs from base 55 to 543 and encodes 162 amino acids. The transcript is spliced from 3 exons. NCBI's taxonomy places the organism in Eukaryota, Viridiplantae, Streptophyta, Magnoliopsida, Ericales, Balsaminaceae.